AUAGUUCUUUGUGAAAUGCGACUUAAAAAUCAUCAGUAAUAUGUGUUAAAGUGUGUGAUGGAUCUGCUGAUAGACACAGAACUCAUCAACUGCCUAUGAAGUAACAUGACGCGUGGACGCGCAAGGAAACCCCAUUGGCGAGGAGACCAGAAAACACAUAACACCGGAAAACUCAAACUACGGUGGGUCACCGAACUGUCACUCCUGUCAAAGCCAGACUAAUGGGACUGUGACUUGAAAGUAGUUUGGCUCGUGUUCGCGUUAAUUAGAGCAGAGGACAGAGACAGUUAAACCGUGUGUCCGUGUCGAGGACUCUCUGAUAUCACGCUAGCGUCUCCAACCAGCUCCAUUAGCCGAGCCCCGGCUAGCAAGCUAACGAGCUGAUAGCAGGGAGUACAUUCAACAAAAUGCAGCGGGGACUGGUUUCUAGUGACCUUUUUUCAAAUUGUGUCACAGUUUCAUCAUGUGGCCUCAGACACUUGCUAUGAAAUGUUAUGGUCGUUAAGUAGUGACAGCUUUGACAAGGUGAAGUGGCAGACGAGGAGGCGUCCGUGUGGUCGCUCAGAUAAGUUAUGAACACUCUCAACAUUACAACCAGUAGUGAAGGCUCAGAAAGCGUUAACGCUACCAACAACAACAACGAGGAAGAGUGGGAUUUGGGAAGCGAUGUGUUUCCGUGCUGUCACGAGAUGAGUCCAAUGGACGAUGCGCUGCAGGCGGAUAUGUCCUCAGUUCAGACGGGACUGGACGUACAGCUGCCCCUUAUCCAUGCCGGCCAGCACAGCUCCCAGGACGGCUUGCUGUUGGACCUCAGUUCCCCGGGAACCUACCUCGACAGCAACUCCCCUGAGUACAACAGCAACGCUGGUCCGUUGUUCGAGAGGAGGAAGAGGUCGAGGUCCAACAGCUCCAGACACCGCUUCAACGAGGUGGUGACGGAGCUAGGAGCCGAGGAAGUGCGGUGGUUUUACAGAGAGGACAAGAAAACUUGGAAGCCCUUUGUCGGACACGACUCGCUAAACAUCGAACGCAUGUUUAGGAAAUAUUGCGAGCUGAACCCAAAGGACGAAAGACCCAAAGGGGUCAGAGACAGGGAGGAUGAGUACAGUGGACUGAACGGUGCAGUGUCGGUGGAGACGGGAACCAGCAGUGAGCACGAAGGCCGUGGUUCUCUGGACAUGUCCACCGUGUCCCCAGAUGAAAGGGACCCUGACGGCAUCGAAAUUACUGUUGAGACUGUGUGUGUCCGAGGAGGGCUCUAUGAAGUGGACAUUAAAGAGAGGGAAUGCUAUCCUGUGUACUGGAAACAACAAGAUCACAUUCCAGUGAUGAGAGGUCAGUGGUUUAUUGAUGGUACCUGGCUGCCAUUAGAAGAAGAGGAGAGCGACCUCAUUGAACAGGAGCACUUGAACCAUUUCCGUGGACAACAGAUGCAGGACACGUUCGAGACGGAUCUGGUGGUGAAGACCGUCGAUAGCAAAGAUGUUCUCUCCCACCUGCCUCCUUUCUACCUCCCUUUUCUGUUCAAAUGGAGUGGAUAUCAGAGGAGUGCUAGAACCACAUGUCACAAGCGCAAACGUUGUCAAGCCAUUCACAGUCUGAAGUUGAGCCGAACCCAUGUGGAUUGGCACAGCGUGGACGAGGUCUACCUCUACAGUGAUGCCACCACUUCCAAAAUUGCACGCACGGUCACUCAGAAACUGGGAUUCUCUAAAGCCUCCAGCAGUGGUACACGGCUCCAUCGUGGUUAUGUUGAGGAGGCCUCACCAGAGGACAGGCCCCCUCAGACAACACACGUCGUCUUUGUGGUCCAUGGGAUUGGACAGAAGAUGGACCAAGGACGUAUUAUUAAAAACACUGGAAUGUUGAGGGAGGGUGUAAGAAAGAUGGAGGAGAAGCACUUUUCAGAGAACACCGAGGAACAUGUGGAGUUCCUGCCGGUCGAGUGGCGCUCCAAACUCACUCUGGAUGGAGAUACGGUAGACUCAAUCACACCUGACAAAGUGAGGGGACUAAGAGAUCUCCUCAACAGCAGUGCAAUGGACAUCAUGUACUACAACAGCCCCCUUUAUAGAGAUGAGAUUACCAAGGGACUGACACAGGAGCUAAACAGACUGUACACACUUUUUUGCUCCCGGAAUCCUGGGUUUGAAGAGCAGGGAGGAAAAGUGUCCAUAGUGUCUCACUCCCUCGGCUGCGUCAUCACCUACGACAUCAUGACAGGGUGGGACCCCGUGCGCUUCUGCCUGCAGGAGCAUCAUGCUGUGGAAGAGGAGCUGGACCCGCGCUGGAUGUCCUAUGAAGAGAGACACCUUUUAGAACAGUUACGCAUGACGAGGAAUAGGUUGCGAGUACUGGAAAAUCAACUCCUCACACUGGAGGCCUCCAGACCAUCAGCACCUCCAGCCCUUAAGUUUAAGGUGGAGAACUUUUUCUGCAUGGGUUCUCCUCUUGCAGUGUUCUUAGCUCUGAGGGGUAUCCGCCCUGGGAGCAGCUGCCACCAGGACCACAUCCUUCCAACCUCCAUCUGCAGCAGACUCUUCAAUGUCUUCCACCCAACAGACCCUGUGGCCUAUAGACUGGAGCCCCUCCUCCUCAAACACUAUAGCAAUAUCUCUCCUGUUCAGAUACACUGGUGUAGUGCCACAAACCCCACAUCCUACGAUGAGAUCCGGCCAACCUUCCUUAACCCCGUCAAAGAGCCAACAUCUGACACUGAGAGCAUUCCCAGCCCGAGCACUUCCCCGGUCCUCCCCCGCAGGCACUAUGGAGAAUCCAUCACCAGUCUCGGCAAGGCCAGCAUUCUGGGGGCGGCGAGCAUAGGAAAAGGAAUUGGAGGCAUCCUCUUCUCACGUUUCUCGCGCUCCAACAGUCAGCCUUCAGUGUCUUUAGGACUCGAGGGAGUGGCAAACCCUGAGGAAGAUGAGCAGAAACGGGCAGAAAGUCAGUCCGCCUACGGCCUCUCCACCAUGACUCGACCCACCUCACCGACCAACGACUCGUCAUUGGAGCUGGAGCGGCGCAUUGACUUUGAGCUCAGAGAAGGUCUGGUGGAGAGUCGCUAUUGGUCAGCAGUCACAUCACACACAGGCUACUGGUGCUCACAUGAUAUAGCACUCUUCCUGUUGACUUUCAUAUACAAGCAGAGGUCGGCCUCUGGCCCAGCAGAAGAAGCUCCAGAUCCAGAAUGAGUCAGCACAUCAAUUACAACUCAUACACUUGAAUUGUGUCUUCUAAGCACGAAAGGGUUUGUCAUGUUCUUUUCAAGACACAGAAAUAGACUUCAAUCGUUUAUUUUUCAUGCACACAAACUGGUUAAACACACGUUUCCUUAUCUCCCUGCGAUCCAGCUUUUUUUAAAUAUUUGGAAAUCAUUAUUGACAAACUAAUGUCGUUCCAAGAUGUGCACUGUUUAGUUUGUACACAAUCGUGCACCCUAAGGGUGACAAUGAUGCACCAGGAACCCCUGUGGAGGUGAACCCUUUUACCAAUAUGGACAGAUGUUAUAUGUAUAUAAACAAUGAAAGUCUAAUGAGUUUGAUGCAUAGGACUUUUUUGCACCCAGUGAAGAGAGUUCUGACUUUGUCCCUCAGCCUGGUAGUGAAGUUUCCUUAAGUUUACUGAUAUUUAAUAAUGCUUCACCCAACCUCUAUUCCAAUGACUGAUUUUGAAGCCUUGUGACACACUUGCCUGACCCUCUCUCUCUCUCUCUCUCUCUCUCUCUCCAUGAGACUUUUAGUUCUGUUCUUUUCUUUGACAUUGAGCAGAAAUAAAUAGAACUGUCAAAAUGAGUAGAUCUUUAAAAAUAAACUUUUAUUUAUUAGAUUUCAUGAAACAUAAUGCUAACAAGCAAAUCAUAUGCCUUUCUGUAUUAGCCAAACUUACUUUUUUUUUGUUUGUUUUUAUUUUUGUUUUUUUAACAAAACUUGAGGCAUUAUUAUUUUUAGCAUUUUAGAAAUAUGAAAACAGACUUUCAGUUUUUAGUUUGUCUUCCUCUAUGACACGAUUGCCUAUCAUUUAACAGUACCUAAUUAAAACAGAUACGACAUGCUCAUACCACAGUGAAACCAAACAGGAUUAGGUUAAAAAUGUCUCUUAAUGCCACAGUUACAGCUGAACACACACAGGACUUUUAUUACUUUGCAUUUGACAUAACGUUUACAGUCACGUUACUCAUGUUCCAUCGAUUCUUAAACAGGGAGUGGGCAUUUCUAGUUAUUUUUUAACACAGUUUAUGUCUCUCAGUCAGUUAAGAUCUCUCAAAGAUGUCAUUGCUAGACAAGAGGUCUCACUAGACAGUCUCAUCUCACUCAACAAAUCUGCGUGUCUUUCUAUGGGGGAUGAGGCACUGAUGAGGUUAUAAAGUUUGAUGUAUUUAUUUCUUUAAAAAAAGGAAUAUGUAUAUGUAUAUACAUAUAUUUUUCCUAAUGAUUUUCAGGCUCUUGUGGGCAUAAAUAUGAUUCCCAUCUUGGGAUAAUGGGAUUGAAACUUGUGGCCAAGUGCAUGUGUCUAGCUUGUUGUCUGCUCUGCUUUAGUAAUGCUAAGGCUAAUUUCACAAUUUCAUGAACACAACAUUGGCCUCCAGUAGCUCCAAGUAGCUCUAGCUAAUGAAAACACUCAAAGGUUGCCCUCUUCACCCUUUUGUGAAUUGAUGACUUUCUCACAGAUUUGAGAAAUGGAUAUGGAUUUCAUAUAAAUAUAAAAAAGGUUGGCUUUAGUUUUAAAAUUUCCAGCAACUAAACAAAUAUGAUCACCUAAUUGACCUAUUUUUUUUAUUUUUUUUAUUAUUUUUUUUUUUUAAACAUUACCAGUUAUCUGGUUAUUAUGGCCCUGGUUAGAAAGCAUUCUCUGUUUGCAUUGUGUCAUGUUAAUAGUAAAUGGAUAUUUGGGGGGGAGACACUGCAGAGCGUGCCAACACACACCUAAAUGACGUGUUUUGUGGUCUUAAUUGAAUAGAAAAAUUCCUUUUGAUUGUGUAUGGAUGUCUAAUGAGAUCAUCUAUGACAUGGUUGCAAUGGAUAAAGACGCUGAACCAACCUUAAGAUGGAUAUUUAUAGACUUACAUUUGAGUGCUGUCAAGUGUCAAAUUUCCUUUGGGCUCUUACUCGUUAUAUCACAAAUAUAAAAGAGUGUGUUUUAAUGUGUUGAAAUGCAGGCUGCUGCUUUUGAGGCAACACAAUCAAGGGCUUUCAGUUCAUUCUUGUUCAAUGUGUGUGUAAUGUGUGCAAAGGCCUACUGACUGAACCAGGCUCCCCUUUAAGCUGACCACACAGUCGUACAAAAGAAAAGGGAGAGUGAUAUGAAAGUAUUUCUAUAUUUGACCAGAUGGAUCUUGCACAUUUAUCAGCUAAGAAUUGCACAGAAAUUAUAUAGGAAGUCUAAUGCUGUUUUUUUAUUUAUUUCCAUUUUGCAUGUUAUAUCGCAGCAAAGUCAAGAAAAUUGAACACUGAAUGCUAUUAACCUUGAAAACCUUAGCCAUGCAAUGCAAAAUACAAAAAAACAGAUCUCUGGUUGCCUCUGCAUCUUAAAAUCACACAGUAUGGAUUCAGACGCACUCUGUAGGAGAGUGUGUGAGGACAGACCUGUGUAAUAAUGACAAAAAUGUUCCUGCCCGUGUUUGUGAUUGACUGUGAGUUUCCAAAAUAUAUGUGAAAUUUGCACUUUUUCCCAUGUGAGCAAUUCUUGAUUUUAGCACAGGUGUUCCAGUGUCACUCUGCAUGCUAAACAUUGAUUAAAAAGCAAGAAAAUUGGAUAAAAUUGAAGAUAAUCAAGGAACCUUUAAAUGCACAUUCUGAUUUAUGACUUUAUAUUCUUUUUUCUUUUUUUUGUUAAAGAUAUGACGAGCAUCAGGGAAACGUCCACUGUAGAUUAUGUAAAUACAAUGCUUUUUUUGACACCAGUUUGAAGCCAUUAUGAAGUCAAAUGUACAAGUAAUGUCACACACGUGUUGUUGUAAAGUUGAUAAAGAAGGGUCUGCAGCCAUAUUUACACUCAUUGAUAAAGACAAACGCACACUGUGGGUGUUUUGAAUGAAAUGUGUUGAACUUUAUGUAUGUUACCAUUGUUAACUUUGAAUGGAUCUGAAAUUGUUUUUGUUUUUUUGUGUCCAUUCCUAGAGCUGUGCAAUAACCCAUGCCUGUAAUGGAUUCUAACUGCCAUCCAAAGCAUUGUAUUUAUUUCCUUUUAUUAAAGUAUUUCCUCAUUUUUUGUUUUGGA
Solea senegalensis (Senegalese sole) is the source of this 6216-nucleotide messenger RNA. RefSeq names its product DDHD domain containing 1a (gene ddhd1a). Lineage: Eukaryota; Metazoa; Chordata; Actinopteri; Pleuronectiformes; Soleidae. The transcript has 14 exons. The coding region runs from base 573 to 3191 and encodes 872 amino acids. The record is from RefSeq and is a predicted model, not a curated record. Gene Ontology annotation, cellular component: cytoplasm. Gene Ontology annotation, molecular function: glycerophospholipase activity; metal ion binding.